Molecule: messenger RNA, 2700 nt
Organism: Saccoglossus kowalevskii
Lineage: Eukaryota; Metazoa; Hemichordata; Enteropneusta; Harrimaniidae
Product: neuronal acetylcholine receptor subunit alpha-9-like
Biological process (GO): monoatomic ion transmembrane transport
Cellular component (GO): postsynaptic membrane
Molecular function (GO): transmembrane signaling receptor activity; acetylcholine-gated monoatomic cation-selective channel activity
Source: RefSeq, a predicted model, not a curated record
AUUUUUUACAGGAAUCCACUAGGUUCAAGAUUGACUAAAUACACCCUCGUUUUCAACAUGUAUUUCAGCAGUAUCAUUCUACUAACAGGAAUUCUUAAUUCGGUGGUGCUUUUACACGAAGCCGAUGCUGUGGAUAUACAAAAACAAUUAACGGAUACGAUUAUGGGCAAUUAUGACCCGACCGUGAGACCCGUCAAGUACACGACCACUCCCACGCAUGUGAACUUUUCUUUUUGGCUGCAACAAGUUAUCGACCUGGAUGAACGGCUACAGAUAUUCACAUUUGCUGCUGGUCUUAAAAUGAAUUGGAAAGAUGAGCACUUGAUCUGGGAUCCAGCUGAAUAUGUUGGUAUUGAGAAAUUGUGGAAUUCGUCUUCUAAAAUCUGGACUCCUCCUAUAGGCCUAUGGAACAAUGCAGAGAGCAACAAUGUUAUGACGGACACAAUACUUAGCAUUGACUACACGGGUACCAUCCAAUACGAUGCUCCAGUGACAAUCAGCAGUUUCUGCAAAAUCGAUUUUUUCUUUUUUCCUCUGGAUGAGCAAAUAUGUGUUCUAGAGUUCGGACCAUUUAUCAUGGAUACCAGCAUAAUCCAAAUGCACGUCAUGGAAGGUAGCGAGCAUAUUAAUUCGGACAUGAACGAGGGCGAGUUUAUAGUUCACAAUGUGAUUUUAAACAGCGACGAAAAGAAUUUUACUGACGGCUUCUUCUCCUAUAUAAAUGUGGUUCUACAUUUGCAACGUCAGCCACAGUAUUACCUCUUGAAUCUUCUUAUUCCGUGCCUCAUCAUCUUCUGCAUCUCCUUCGCCAGUUUCUCAUUACCGCCGGAUUCCGGGGAAAAGAUUAGCCUGUGUGUUACAAUUCUACUGUCUAUGGCACUUUUUCUGGGACUAUCCAGUGCAAUGAUGCCACCGACAUCGGGUAGUAUCCCCUUAAUAGCGGAGUGCCGUGACAAUGAGAAUAAAACUUACUGGCCGUUGACAAAGAACGGAAGCGUAUAUUCUAAUAAUUUGGAAAUGAAAACGAAGGACGUAUCGGCAAGCAUCAGCGAAGAUGAUGGUAUUUGGCUCAGGCAAAGUAAACUGGACCCUGGUACACAGGCUAUGAUCAACGAGCUCAAAAGUGUUUCGUCUAGCCUCAAGUUCCUAGUUACACGGAAAAUAAACGAAGAACACGAGGAGAACGUGAACAGAGAGUGGAAACAAGUUGCUAUUGUCAUGAAUCGUUUUUUUAUGUACGUCUUCAGUUUCGUGUGUGUCGAAAAAACAUCUAUGGAAUACAAGAAAGCGUUAAAGGAUAAGUUGUUUGGAGGUAGUUUCGAUCCAUCCUUUCGUCCUGUUAUCAACGAAUCUGACCCAGUUGUCGUCAAGUUACGAUACACUCCAACCCAGAUUGUAGCUUUGGAUGAAAUUCGUCAAAUCCUCACAACGGUAGCCACAGUGCACAUGACCUGGCACGAUGACUAUCUUAACUGGAAUUCAUCUGAAUAUGGAGGAUUACAAGUGUUAAGACUGAGCAGCUCAACAGUAUGGACGCCCCCUAUUAAGCUCCGAAACAGCGCCGACAAAGAGCAUUUUAUGGUGGAUACACUUCUCACGAUAUUCAAUGACGGCAGUGUUUUGUGGUACGCCUCGGUCACUCUAAACACGUUCUGUUCGUUGGAUUUAUUCUUUUUCCCGGUUGACGAACAAAUGUGCACCCAGGAGUUCGGGAUGCGAAUUCCAGCGGGUCUUCUCGGGAUGGAUUACUUGGAUUUGAAAUUGAUGAACGACGAGUACAGCGUCCCAGACUACCAAAACAUCAACCAAUUGUCACGUGAUUGGGGGUUAAGAAACAUGCACAUCUACGUCAACGAGAAGUUCGAGUUCUUCGGACCUGUUUACUUCAUCGUGGCCGAACUACAUCUCUAUCGUGUAUCCUUCUUCUAUUUAAUGAACCUUGUUAUUCCGUGUACUCUGAUCUUUCUUCUCACUCUCUUCGGAUUCUGUCUCCCGCCGGACUCAGGAGAAAAGGUGGGACUGAGCGUUACUAUAAUAUUGAUAUGUAAUGCAAUGGCUUUUAUGACGCCCUCUGCGGCAGCUGGUGUUUCUAUGUUAGCGUUGGUAAACAUCUUGACGAUGAUUCUGGUGGCUGUCUUUACGGGUAUGAACGUGAUAGUGCUGACAUAUUGGUAUCGUGGUCCCGAAUGUCGUCCGAUCCCGCAGUGGAUGAGAACAGUUGUGUUGAAAUAUUUAGCGAGACUCCUCUGUAUGAAGAACGAAGUUUUACAAGUCACUAAAAAAAGGGAGAGUGAGCGACGACACAGUCAGAUCUUUAAGACAAACGUGUCACUGCGCACGCUCAAUGACGAAGGCUGCAGUCGUCUGCUGGAUAACGAAUGUUUCGAGCUUAAAAAUGGGACCAACAGAAAAGUUCGGUCGACUCGUGAUUUCUCGAGUGUUUUACAGAACACGGCCUCAACUAGUCAGGGAUCUAUGGACGGCACAUGCGUACAAAUACUGGAUGACAUAAGCAGCAAUCUCAAUUAUUUGGUUGUGAAAUCAAUGGAAGAACAGAAAGAAGAUAAAGUACGGAAGGAAUGGAGGAAGUUCGCCAUGAUUCUCAACCGAUUUUUUCUAUUGGCGUUUGUUGGGCUUGUCCUGCUUGAGAUUAUGUAUCUGUUUUUACAAAUAGACGCUUCCAGCAAAAACAACUUCUAA